ACAAACAAAUUAUACGUAAUACCCACAUUCCCUUAUCACACAUAACAUGGCCAAUUUCCACACAGCUGCCGGCGCUCACCCAUCGCCGCCCAGACCUCUCGCGACUUGUUAAGAGAAAUUCAACUGAAGACAAUGGGCAACAGUGAGAGUUCAAAUCUUGAUCGUCCACUCCUCUUGAGUACAACACCACUCUACAGAAUGGGGUUGCUCUGAAACUUUCCCUGUAUCUUCCAAAAGCUUUCUCGAUCACAUUAUCUAUCGUCUACUCAGUCAUUGGAAAAAUGUGACCGGAGGACCGUCGCUGGGUGAAUUUGUACCUUUUGUCGAGCCUCUCUUUCGGAAAGUGGUAUGCUAUGCGUAUCAGUCACUAGCUCUGUUGCUUGAGAAGAACUCAAGUCUGGUUCUUCACAAAUUCAUUGAUGAUUUCGUACUACUGCUCUGCUUAGUAUGUGACUCUUCGGUUUCUUAAAUAGGAUAUCGUGAUUCAUUUAUAUGGCUUAGUGAUGUUCGGUCAGCAUGUCAUGGAUGUAGUUCGGAUUUCUAAUGAGAAGGUUGCUUCUUAUGGUGAUUCAGACGUUUCUUAUGGUCACUUCCAAUGUAAUCACCAAAAAGUAUGACUCAGGCAAAGUACUUUUCAUCACAGAGAUGUGCAGGGCUUUGUCCAUGCCUUGUUUCUUAUGAAAGAUACUUCAUGAAGUCCUGAUUUGCUCCACUGUUUUAUAUUAAGAAUGUUUCAAUUAUUUGUUUCUGAAGUGAUUUGUUUGUUGGGUUCAUUUACAUGGAUUAAAGAUCUGUGAAUCCUGUUCUCAUAACUAAAUUCCAAACAAAAAUGACAUAUUCGUUGCCCCUCACCUCUUUUUUUUUAUGAAAGGAAUGAAUCUUUUUAUCGAACGAUCAAAUGACUACUUCCUUUUUCUAGUUAUUAAUUUUGAUUGCUAUGAUAUGCAGAAGUUCCCUGUAUUUGUAAACAUCUCACACUAGGAACGUAAGAUUUUCCCUGCGUGUGAUCUAAUGAAAUCACCUUUUCGGAUCGUGAUGCUAAACAGGACGAAACUAUUGUAUAGUUAAAAAAUUCACUUUGAAUCUGAUUUACAUUCUGCAUCAAGCAGGUUAGUGAGGAAGUGGAACGUGUGAUGUCACGCUUCCAUGAUCCAUCGUUAAGAGCUCUGUCUAAUCCUGUUGGAACUUCUGAAGAAAGCAGUCUGCGACUGCAAUUUGUUAACAAAUUACCGACAACCAUCUUCACAAGCAGUCAGAUAGAAGCCGAGGAUGGUACUCCUCUGAUGAUGGAACUAGUAGAUGGCAGGACAAAUGAGAGGGUUACAAGUGGGCCCCUAUCUUUGAUAAAGCUCGAAAUUGUAGUCCUUGAUGGCGAUUUUGGGUCGGACGAGGGAGAGGAUUGGACCGAGAAGGAAUUCAAUUGCAAUAUCGCUCGUGAAAGGGAAGGGAAAAGGCCAUUGAUGACUGGGGAGCUCACUGUGAUCUUGCAAGGAGGAAUUGGUUGCCUCCGUAAUUUAAUCAUCACCGACAACUCGAGCUGGAUGAGAAGUAGGAAAUUCAGAUUAGGAGCUCGAGCUGUUCAAAAGGUUUCUGCAGAAACGAGAGUAAGGGAAGCGAGAAGUGAAAAUUUCAUUGUUAAAGAACAUCGAGGAGAGUUGAACAAGAAGCACCACCCUCCAUUUCUGAGUGAUGAAGUAUGGCGUUUGGAGAAAAUAGCCAAAGGCAGCCCUCUACAUAAGCGCAUGAGUUCGAGAAGAAUCAACACCGUUCAAGAUUUCCUCCAGCUGCACGAAGUCGAUGCGUCCUCUCUAAGAAACGUAAUACUUGGCACUGGGAUCCCCAAGCGGACAUGGGAGACAAUGGUCGGACAUGCCAGUACCUGUGUGGUCGAUGAUAACGAGAUGUACGCUUACUACCAAGAUACGAACAAGGCCAGUAUACUGUUCAAUUCGGUAAUGAAAGUGACUCAAGCAACACUUGACGGCCAAACUUACCAGUCGCUAGACAAAUUGACCCACUCUCAGAAGAUUUUGGUGCAGAACUUAAGAAGGCAAGCUUACUAUAGCAAGAAUCAAUGGGUGCCGCUUGAUUACCUACCCAGCAUCACUCCUUCGAGAGCCCUGAAUUUUGAUUUGUCUCCUGAGGAGCUUUUUAAAGUGUCAGCUCCGAUCCCUGGCAAUUUGACGUGGACACCGGAGCAUGCUUUCUGUUGAAGUGUUCAUGGAUAUUUGUCAGAAGUUAGUAGGUGUUCAUAAAUAAGACAUUAGGAUUUUGGAAGUGUCUCCAUACUCUAUAAAUAGAACAACCAAUGUACUCUUUCAUCAAGUUAUUGAGUAAAGAUGCUGUUUUCUAGUA
This is a messenger RNA of Syzygium oleosum, 2355 nucleotides long. RefSeq names its product calmodulin-binding protein 60 B-like. The coding region runs from base 1134 to 2213 and encodes 359 amino acids. NCBI's taxonomy places the organism in Eukaryota, Viridiplantae, Streptophyta, Magnoliopsida, Myrtales, Myrtaceae. Gene Ontology annotation, cellular component: nucleus. Gene Ontology annotation, molecular function: DNA-binding transcription factor activity; sequence-specific DNA binding; calmodulin binding. The record is from RefSeq and is a predicted model, not a curated record. The transcript is spliced from 6 exons. Gene Ontology annotation, biological process: regulation of salicylic acid biosynthetic process.